Molecule: messenger RNA, 1702 nt
Organism: Lolium perenne
Lineage: Eukaryota; Viridiplantae; Streptophyta; Magnoliopsida; Poales; Poaceae
Product: VAN3-binding protein
Biological process (GO): auxin-activated signaling pathway; phloem or xylem histogenesis; leaf vascular tissue pattern formation
Source: RefSeq, a predicted model, not a curated record
UCGACACACACACGACUGUAUAAAACCGCCCACUCUCCCCAAAAAAGCAGAGCACUCUCCUCAACCCGCAGCAUUACCUCCCCCCACCACCUUUCCGCGCGCCCCACACCCAGCGACCGCCGUCCGUCGAUGAACGGUUCCGGCAGGACCAGCGCGAAAGGCGGCGGCGAGCUCCGGCCGCCGGAGCAGCAGCGGGACCCGCUGGAGCUCCUGUCCCGCUCCUGGAGCGCGUCCGCCGCCGACGUCUCCCGCGCGCUCGCCGCCUCCGCGCCGGCCGCCAUCGCGGAGGACGUCGCCGGGGAGCUCGACGACUGCGCGAGCGGCGCCGGCACCGCCUCCGGCAGCUCCUUCUCCUUCGCUUCCGCCGCCACCUCGCAGGUCGUCCUCGACCGGAUCAUGUCCCACUCGCAAGAGGUGUCGCCGCUGACCUCCGGCCGCCUCUCCCACAGCAGCGGCCCUCUCAACGGCGGCGGCUCGCUCUCCGACAGCCCGCCCGUCUCGCCGGAUGUCGACGACGCCAGGUUUUUCAGAACAGUGAGCACGCCGAAGCCGCAGCCGCCGCCGCGCGGCGGCAGCAAGACGGUGGGGCGGUGGUUCAAGGACCGGAAGGAGAGGCAGAAGGAAGAGACAAGGGCGCACAACGCGCAGGUCCACGCCGCCGUGUCGGUGGCGGCCGUUGCCGCGGCGGUCGCCGCCGUGGCCGCCGCCACCGCGGGGUCCGGCGGCAGGGACGACCGCGCCGCGCGCACCGACAUGGCGGUGGCGUCCGCGGCCACGCUGGUGGCCGCGCAGUGCGUGGAGGCGGCGGAGUCCAUGGGCGCCGAGCGCGAGCACCUCGCUGCCGCCGUCGGCUCUGCCGUCAACGCCAGGACGCCCGGCGACAUCGUCACCAUCACGGCUGCCGCCGCCACCGCGUUGCGGGGCGCGGCGACGCUAAGGGCGAGGGUGCUGAAGGAGGCGCGGAAUGUGGCGGCGGUGAUCCCGGUGGACAAGGGCUCCAUGGGAAUGGGAGGCCACAAGCACGGCGCUCCGAGGCAGCUGCACAGGGUGGUGCAGGAGCUGGGCAGCAGCAACAGCAGCAGCUUCAGCGACGACCUGCCGGCGCUGGAGCAGGACGAGAGCAACAACUUCCUUGGCAUCUGCUGCCAGGAGCUGGUCGCCCGCGGCACCGAGCUCCUCAAGCGCACCCGCAAAGGAUCGUUGCAUUGGAAAGUCGUCUCCGUGUACAUCCACCGGACGGGCGUGGUGAUGCUGAAGAUGAAGAGCAGGCAUGUCGCCGGGACCAUAACCAAGAAGAAGAAGAGUGUGGUGGUGGACGUGUGCAGGGACGUAGCGGCGUGGCCAGGGCGGCACGUUCUGGAGGGGGGCGAGCACCGGCGCUACUUCGGUCUGCGCACCGCGGAGCACCGGGUGAUCGAGUUCGAGUGCGCGAGCCAGAGGGAGCAUGACAUGUGGACUAGCGGCGUGGCGCGCCUCCUCGCCAUCGUCGACGGGCGGAAGCGCUUCGCUUGACACCGACGAACGGCGUCAUGGACGGUAGCGGCCCAGCCUGUGAUCUGAUGAUUGACCUUAGCGACGUGUUCUUGUAGUUCUUGCUAUUGUUUUCUUUGUCUCUGAUCUCCUGUAAGUUUUCUUUCUUCUCCUCUUGUCUGAACCCGAGAGAGUGUGUGGCAAAUUGGCAAUGGCAGGCGGUACAAGGGCA